Megalopta genalis is the source of this 1552-nucleotide messenger RNA. RefSeq names its product 60S ribosome subunit biogenesis protein NIP7 homolog. The record is from RefSeq and is a predicted model, not a curated record. Gene Ontology annotation, molecular function: RNA binding. Gene Ontology annotation, cellular component: nucleus. Lineage: Eukaryota; Metazoa; Arthropoda; Insecta; Hymenoptera; Halictidae. Gene Ontology annotation, biological process: ribosome assembly.
CGUCUUCAACACGGUGCGCGAACGAUGAAAGAUGUCGAUCAAAGCGAGCGGUGCAAAAAGAAAUCAGUUGCUAAUGGUUAAGGGCACGGUUCCGGUGGCGUGAUCGGAAGUCACCCGUGGUCUCUCGUGGUUCGAAUUAGCGCUAGGUAAGCUGGCAACCGCCUGAUCGCGAGCGACGGUGUACGGUUAAGGGGAAGAAAGUGAUUCGGCCCUACGGUGAGAAAAUAUUAAACGUGAAAGUUAAUAUGUCAUCGGUCGUGGCACGAAGCGGACGUACGACGUGCCGAAUAUCAUCGACGCGGGUAAUAAACAGAAUUGUUUUCGCGGCGGGUUUCUGCACGAGCGAGAGCAAAACUCGCGAGCAUCCCUCGUGCCGACGCGUGAGAACAAGAUAGAAAGUUGAGAGACUGUUAAAUCGCGGCCCGGAAAAAUGUCGUCGGCAAGUUAACAGCGGGAGGAAUGAAUGAAAUUUCACUCGAAUGUGUGAAACGUUCGGCGGAGAGGCGGCGAUGCUGCGUGAGGGUAUUCAAAUCGUGAAUACGUACCAGCAAAGUGGGCCGUGAAACUGCUGGUUGCAGAACGAGUCGAUCGGGGAAAAGAAGACACCAGGUGGAUCACAGAGGACCGUUGUUUUACUUGGUUUGUGCACACGGAAAGACACAGACUCGCACUAACAAGCGGGCAGUCGCGGCUGCCAGCUUUAAGUAGGCAUAUUCGUUGAACACGAUGGAACAAGGCUGACUCUCAGUGGUAAUAGCUUUCACGCACGCCGGCGGCCCAGCAAAAUGCAAAUGGUAGAACACCGCAGGGCGCCAUUUUUAGUUAGAUGGCACGCAGGUGCGGUCCAACAACGCCCCCACACCAGCCACUGCUAAACUCGCGCCUAGGAACACGUAAAAGCAUAGAGAGUCAGGCAGUGAAAAGGCAAUAGAAAAAUGAAACGUCUAACUGAAGAGAAAACAAAACAAGUUUUAGAAAAAUUAACAAAGUAUAUUGGAGACAACGUAAAGGUAUUAAUUGAUCGACCAGAUGGUAUUUACUGCUUUCGGGAAAGGAAAGGAAGAGUGUACUAUGUUUCUGAAAAAAUCCUUCCAUUGGCAAGCAUGGUUAGUCCUGAUCGAUUAAUAAGUUUUGGCACCUGUUUUGGAAAAUUUACGAAAUCAGGAAAAUUUAGGUUGCAUGUAACUGCAUUGUAUCAUUUGGCUCCAUAUGCACAACAUAAAAUAUGGCUUAAAUCGUCUGCUGAACAGCAGUUUUUAUAUGGACAUCACAUUUCUAAGUCUGGUUUAAGUAGGAUAACAGAAAACACACCUCAAUAUCAAGGAGUAGUUAUAUUUUCAACAAAUGAUGUUCCAUUGGGUUUUGGUGUAGCAGCAAAAAGUACAAUGGAUUGCAAGUAUGCAGAUCCAAUGGCAACAGUAUGUUUUCAUCAAGCUGACAUAGGUGAAUAUAUUCGAUCAGAAGAUACAUUAAUUUAACAACACUGUAAAAAGAUUAUUUUUGUACUGUUUAAGUUCUAGAUAAUAAAUCUAUAAUUAUAUAUUUCCGUAAA